Messenger RNA from Staurois parvus, 399 nucleotides. The record is from the annotation of a GenBank genome assembly. NCBI's taxonomy places the organism in Eukaryota, Metazoa, Chordata, Amphibia, Anura, Ranidae.
GUGAUGAAGACUCCAUGCAGAAGCCGGAAGGACGUGUCGGAGUUGAUAACCCCGGGCAGCAGUGAAAGGAGACCUUCGUUGCUCUCAGAUAAUCAGGAACGGUCCUGGGAUCUUCCAACACCCCCUGAUCAGCGCUUGUCCCGCAGCCAGUCUGACAUGUUCUCUCCACAGCCACCUCUCUUACUGCGCUCUCAGGAUCUAUACAAUGACCUCUUGCAUGACACUCCUGCCCGCAUUAACCCUUUCUCGCAGAGAGAAGACCUCAAGGGUGGAAGAAUUAAGCUUUACGACACACCAAGCAAAUCAGUCAUUUCAUUGACAUUUGACCUUCCACCUCCACUGACUUACCAGACCAGCAGUCCGAUCACCCCCGAACCCAUGGUGGAUGCCCAGUGUGAU